AUGGCAAUCCCUGUGAUAGAGUUUAGCACUCUGAAUGGAUACAAGAAGGGUGAAACCAUGGCACUUGUGCAUGAACCUUGUGAAAAUGGGGCUUUUUUCUGCCAAACAGUGGAUGAGUACAUUGAAGAACUCAUUAAGUUGGCAAAAAAGUUAGCAAUGCUCAUGAGUGAAAACCUUGUUAUGGAGAAAGAUUACAUAAUGGAAGCAUUUUCUAAAAGUAAUGGACCUGCUAUGGGAACAAUAGUGGCCAAGUACCCUCAAUUUCUACAACCAGAAUUAGUGAGAGGACUUAGAGAGCACACAGAUGCAGGUGGUAUCAUACUAUUACGCCAAGAUGACAAAGUGCCUGGUUUAGAAUUCUACAAAGAUGGCAAAUGGGUGGAGAUUGAAAUAAAGUGUUGA
This is a messenger RNA of Gastrolobium bilobum, 402 nucleotides long. Its product is annotated as 1-aminocyclopropane-1-carboxylate oxidase 1-like. Bases 1 to 402 code for a protein of 133 amino acids. Lineage: Eukaryota; Viridiplantae; Streptophyta; Magnoliopsida; Fabales; Fabaceae. The record is from RefSeq and is a predicted model, not a curated record. The transcript is spliced from 2 exons.